AUGACUAUUAAUACAGCAGAGCCUGUGGCCAUCCUAGGAGCUGGCGCCUGGGGCUUGUCGACCGCUCUCCAUCUCCUCAACACAGGACAUACAAAUAUCACGGUCUACGAUCAAGCAUCUCAGAUACCAUCACCGUACUCUGGUGCCUACGACUUGAACAAGAUCGUUCGAGCUGAAUAUGAAGAUGAAUUUUACACUGAACUAGCGCUGAAAGCGAUAAAUACCUGGAAGACUCCCCUUUGGGGGAGAAAUUUUCACCAGGUGGGUUACGUGGUUGCCGUGACAGGUGCAGCGCCUGAUAAAGCAGUCAAACACCUACAGAAAGCACUUGGUUCGGUGAAGGAUCAUCCUGUAUUCUCUGGUGGGAUUACGUCUUUGGAUACAUCUCAGGCAUUCAAGGACGUGUUUUGGCAAUUUAGCGGUCCACUAAAUGGCUUCCGAGGCUAUCAUAAUCGGCUUGCGGGUUACGCUCACUCAUCCAACGUAAUGGCUGAUAUGUAUCAGCAUCUGGCUGGUAGAGGAGUUAAAUUUGUCCUUGGUUCCGUAGAGGGCAAGGCAGUAAAACUUCUUUACAGCGACGAUCGUGAUGGGCCCGGGCGGCGAUGUACUGGAUUCCAGGUGGCUAGUGGAAAGGUCCACAGAGCUACAAUCACCAUCGCCUGUCUCGGCGCGUGGGCCGCGAUGCUCAUCCCUGAUAUCGGCUCGUACGUCAAGGCAAAAUCUUGGUCCGUUGCCCACGUUCAACUCACAGAGCGGGAAUGUGAUUACCUCCGUGGUAUCCCUGUCCUUAAUGUUCGAGAUCUAGGCUUUUUCUUUGAGCCUGAUCCGGCCACCCGGCUCUUGAAGCUGUGUCCUCUGGGUGCAGGUUAUAUCAACACUGAUAAGAAUACGGGCAUUUCUUUACCUCCUGGAGAGACUCUACAAGCAACGAAAGAUUAUAUCCCGGCGAUCGAUGAAAAAAAAUUGCGAACACUAUUACGGGAGACAUUGCCGUGGUUGGCAGGCCGCCCCUUUGUAGAUAAAAAAAUGUGCUGGUUCGCGGACACUGGUGACUCGGAAUACACAGUUGAUUUUGUUCCAAAUACGAGUAACUCCUUGAUCGUGCUAUCUGGAGACUCCGGACACGGAUUCAAAAUGAUGCCAAUUGUCGGAGAGUGGGUUGUCCAACUCUUGAAAGAUGGAAAACAAAGCCUGACUAGGUGGCAAUGGAGACAAAUUCAAGGGAAAGGCGCCAAUGAAUGGGGCGACGACGUGAGUUGGAGAAUCGGAACGACAGAAGAAAUCAGAGAGGUUACCAAAGAGCAGGCUAGGGUAAUGGGAGCACGUUUGUAA
Exophiala aquamarina CBS 119918 is the source of this 1332-nucleotide messenger RNA. RefSeq lists its product as uncharacterized. Gene Ontology annotation, molecular function: flavin adenine dinucleotide binding; saccharopine oxidase activity; sarcosine oxidase activity. The record is from RefSeq and is a predicted model, not a curated record. Lineage: Eukaryota; Fungi; Ascomycota; Eurotiomycetes; Chaetothyriales; Herpotrichiellaceae. Bases 1 to 1332 code for a protein of 443 amino acids. The transcript has 2 exons.